Hylaeus anthracinus is the source of this 4318-nucleotide messenger RNA. RefSeq names its product dynamin-like 120 kDa protein, mitochondrial (gene Opa1). Gene Ontology annotation, biological process: mitochondrial fusion. The coding region runs from base 203 to 3133 and encodes 976 amino acids. The record is from RefSeq and is a predicted model, not a curated record. Gene Ontology annotation, cellular component: mitochondrial membrane; cytoplasm; microtubule. Lineage: Eukaryota; Metazoa; Arthropoda; Insecta; Hymenoptera; Colletidae. Gene Ontology annotation, molecular function: microtubule binding; GTPase activity; GTP binding. The transcript has 18 exons.
AUAUAAUAUAUAUGUAUAUAUUAUAUCUAUGCUUGGACAUCGUGGAUUCGGAUAUGAAACGAUGAAUAGUUAAUCUAAACAACACGCUUCAUUUGAUUUUAGAAAAGUUUUACAUCUUUGGAUUGAUAUAUGCAUUUCGCAGAGAAAACUUAAUUUUAAUCAUCGUUUUUUCAUCCUUCAUUGCCGAACAGUAUCCCGCAAAAUGAAGCAAAUUCUUUGUGGAAAAAUAGGGGACAGCAUACUGUUAGUUUCAAAGAAAUCGCGAUAUCCAGUUUCUGUAGUAUGGACAAGAAACAUAAUAUCGGGUAGAAUGAGCAAAGUAUAUCGGCCCUUAUUAGCAUCGCCACAUGUACGUUAUUUUGGAAAUCCAAAUCGUGCAUAUGCCAUGUUUAUAGGAAGAGUUUUAAGAGGAGCAUUAAAAAUUCGGUAUCUUUUAUUGGGAGGUGCAGUUGGUGGUGGAGUAACAUUACAAAAGAAAUAUGAGCAAUGGAAAGAAAUUUUGCCAGACAUGAGCUGGUUGGAUGAUAUUCUCCCUAAUGAAAAUGAAUGGCAAAACUUUCGUGGCACGUUAAUGACAGUUAAGAAUACCAUAGCAGACAAAAUAGAGCUUGAUCCACGUCUAAAGCAAUAUGGGGAAGCUAAAUAUAAAGAGUAUAGACAGUGGUUUAAUCAAAGACUGGAUGAUGCUAUUAAAGCAACGGAAAUUGAUCAGAAUGAGCGAGAUGUGAAUUUGUUCUCUAAUCGUAUAUUUGACGCGAUCUCAGCAAUAGUAAAUCAACUUUAUUCAGAAACAAGGGGUCAACUCUCGAACAGUACUGUAGCGUUUGCUCGGCCAUUAGUUGAUGAUAAUGUUGAAGAGGAACGUAAGAAAGCUCAAAAAUCGCAAGAGAGAUUAAAUGCCAUGCAAGAGGAAGUGAUGCAAAUACAAUUAAAGUAUCAACGUGAACUCGAAAGAUUAGAAAGAGAAAAUAAAGAGUUACGAAAGCAAAUGCUGUUACGCGGCAAUCAAAAGCUGAGCAACAAAAAGAUAAAAAAAUCUUUAAUCGACAUGUACAGUGAUGUUCUAGACGAACUUAGCGAUUACGAUAGUGCUUAUUCGAUCGCUGAUCAUUUACCGAGGGUAGUGGUCGUUGGCGAUCAAAGUUCUGGUAAAACAUCUGUAUUAGAAAUGAUUGCUCAAGCAAGGAUAUUUCCAAGAGGUGGUGGUGAGAUGAUGACGAGAGCUCCUGUUAAGGUCACUUUGAGCGAGGGUCCCUAUCAUAUAGCGCAGUUCAAAGAUAGUUCAAGGGAAUUCGAUCUAACAAAAGAGUCAGAAUUAGCUGAACUUAGGCGCGAGGUAGAGAUACGCAUGAAAAACAGUGUUAAAAAUGGAAAGACUGUUAGUCAGGAUGUAAUUUCAAUGACAGUCAAAGGACCGGGUCUUCAGCGCAUGGUUCUGGUUGAUUUACCUGGCAUAAUCAGCACAGUUACAGUCGACAUGGCAGAAGAUACUCGAGAUGCAAUUCGGCAAAUGUCUCAGCAAUACAUGAGCAAUCCUAAUGCGAUUAUUCUCUGCAUCCAAGAUGGAUCGGUGGAUGCCGAAAGAAGUAAUGUGACAGACCUCGUGGCACAUAUGGAUCCCUCCGGUAAACGAACCAUUUUUGUCUUGACGAAGGUGGAUCUAGCAGAGGAGAAUUUGGCCAAUCCCGAACGACUUCGUAAAAUAUUGUCUGGUAAACUAUUCCCUAUGAAAGCAUUAGGCUAUUUCGCUGUUGUCACUGGUCGUGGCAAACAAAAUGACAGCAUACAAACGAUUCGAGAUUACGAGGAAAAGUUCUUCAGAAAUUCGAAGCUCUUUAAAGAUGGUUUCGCUAUGUCCGGUCAAGUUACCACAAGAAAUCUUAGUCUCGCCGUCGCGGAAUGUUUUUGGAAAAUGGUUCGCGAGACUGUAGAGCAACAAGCAGAUGCCUUUAAAGCAACCAGAUUCAAUCUUGAAACAGAAUGGAAAAAUAAUUUCCCAAGACUGAGAGAAUUGGAUCGAGACGAACUCUUCGAGAAAGCACGAGGAGAAAUAUUAGACGAGAUUGUGAAUUUGUCCCAAGUUUCACCAAGACAUUGGGAGGAAGUAUUGAUGACCAGAAUUUGGGAUAAAGUUAGCAUGCACGUGUUCGAGAAUAUCUACUUGCCCGCUGCUCAAAGUGGAAAUCCUGGGACAUUUAACACAACUGUUGACAUAAAACUUCGACAAUGGGCGGAACAACAGUUACCAGCACGGAGUGUCGAAAGCGGUUGGGAAUGCUUGCAACAAGAGUUUCUCCAUUUCAUGAGUCAAGCAAGACUAAGUACUGAUCACGAUGACAUUUUUGACAAUUUAAAAAAUGCAGUCGUUAACGAAGCGAUGAGACGACAUUCCUGGGAAGACAAAGCGUCUGAAAUGUUACGCGUUAUCCAAUUGAAUACUUUGGAAGACAGAAGUGUCAACGAUAAACGGGACUGGGAUCAAGCAGUACGUUUCUUAGAGACAUCUGUCAAGGAGAAACUGCAAGCUACGGAGCAAAUUCUACGUGAAAUGCUUGGUCCUGGCCGAAAAGAACGAUGGUUUUAUUGGCAGAGUCAAAGCGAAGAGCAACAGAACCGCACAUUGGUGAAAAAUGAGUUGGAUAAAAUUCUGUAUUCGGAUAAAAAACAUGCUCCCACUUUAACGCAAGAUGAACUCACAACGAUUAGGAAAAAUUUGCAACGAAACGGUCUAGAAGUUGAUAACGAAUUUAUUCGAGAAACGUGGCACCCUGUUUACAGAAGAUUUUUUCUACAACAAAGUUUGGCCAGGGCAUACGAUUGCAAAAAAGGAUAUUAUCUGUACCAUACAGGACACGAAAGUGAAAUGGAGUGUAACGAUGUCGUCCUGUUUUGGAGGAUUCAACAAAUGUUGAAAGUAACUGCCAACGCACUCAGACAACAAAUUAUGAAUCGCGAAGCCCGUAGAUUAGACAAAGAAAUCAAGGAGGUGCUGGAAGAUUACAGUCAAGAUACCGAAAUUAAAAAGAAUUUGUUAACGGGUAGACGAGUCACAUUGGCAGAGGAACUCAAACGCGUUAGACAGAUUCAAGAGAAACUCGAGGAAUUCAUUCAAGUACUGAAUAAAGAGAAAUGAAAAGGAUAAAUUAAGGAUGUAGAUACAUACUUGAAACCAGAGGUGCAUAUGUGAUAAAUAGCAUGAUAGCCCUGGUGGCUGAUGUACGAAUGCUUAGGUAGUAAUUUAUUUUGUUCAUUAUUGAGCGGCGGGCUAGACAUUAAUAGUCAUUCAUUUAUACGAGAAACUGUAUAGAGACACAAGUUCCGACAUACAAAAUCGCUGUACGGUUAUAACAGUAACAUUAUCACUGGACUCUCAUAAUAAUCAAAUAAUAUUUAUAAAUAUAUAAAUAGUUCAUGGAUUGGAUGUUUGGUUACAUUUUCGUGAAAAGUUAAUCCGAAUACAAUAUUAUUAGUGUCCGUUAUCGAUUAUACCAAAGCAGAUAACAAAAAUUCCAGAUACUGCUUCAUAUACACAUGAUGUAUAGACACAUUGAGUGGUGCAUAUGUAUGACAACACAUUGAUUGUAGAUAUAAAAUAAAAAAUGUAUUUAAUUCUUAUACACAUUGAACAUGAAUAGGGAGAUAACAAUGAUCAUUUUGUAUAUACGUCUAUGCAUACAAACAAACAGGAGCAUUGUAUGGGUAGACAAAUGAUUGAAAUAAAAGAAUAAAACAUACAUAUCGAGUAUUUCUAAACGUUUUUUUAGAUGCAAAACAAACAUCUACUGAACAUUUUCUAAAGCAUAUAUAACGAAAAUAAAAUACGUUAUAUAAGAAUAAAAUAUUUGUACUAAGAGAUAAAAUUGAUUCUUCUAUUUUAACGAACAAAAUGAAUAUAAACAGAUUAAAGAAACAUGACAAAUAUUACUCCAUAGACAUAAUUCUAUCUGUAUAGACAUUAUUUUGAAAGUUUCUUUCAUCGUGUAAUACUUGCUCGCUCAAGAAAUUUGUCACCGACACUCAACAGAAUUACUUGUCAAGUUCUUAUGAAAUUGAGAUAUGCUUUUUUACAAAAGUGGUAGAGAUUAUUAAAAUACGCAAUCUAUCUCUAAAAGAUUUCUUCUCAUGGUACGUAAAGUUUUACAACGUAUUUUGAUGAAAUUUAUUCCUAUUAUUCAUAAAUUCAUAUUCACACGUUAAGUGCCAAGCUUAUUUUGUUCUACUUUCCGUUUAUGUCACAUAAUACUGACCAGACAUCAUAUUAUCAGUAAGAUAUAACCGAAAUCGAUUAGUAAAAAACGUGAUAAACGGAUAUCUGAAC